Messenger RNA from Monoraphidium neglectum, 1920 nucleotides. Its product is annotated as sulfite oxidase. The record is from RefSeq and is a predicted model, not a curated record. Gene Ontology annotation, molecular function: oxidoreductase activity. Gene Ontology annotation, cellular component: mitochondrion. Lineage: Eukaryota; Viridiplantae; Chlorophyta; Chlorophyceae; Sphaeropleales; Selenastraceae. The annotation marks the transcript as partial. The transcript has 18 exons.
AUGCCGCACGCCGCACCGCUGCCCGAGCAGCGGCGUCUGCCCCUGGUCGCCCUGAUCACAGAGCCUCUCAGCGACCUGGGCCGCGCCGUCGCGCUGGCGUUUGCGGCCGAGAGCGCGCGCAUCGUAAUGCGGCAGCGGAAGCGGCAGCAGCAGCAGCAGCAGCAGCGGCAGCAGCAGCAGCGGCAGCGGCAGCAGCAGCACUGGCCGACCGGCUCCCUCCACCUCUUUUUGCUGCACCCGCUCAACCAGAGGCCCCUCCCCCUUCUCCCCACCCGCCCUGCCAGGCGAACGCGCGGCGACGCGUCCUCGGCCGUCCACCGGAUCGCGAGGACUGCCCUCAGCCGCCAGGGGGCUGUGGACAUCAUCAUUUCGCUGCCACCAGCCGGCAAUCGCGGGGGCGCCGCGGGCCUGCUUCAUCGCGUCCUGCCCAGUGCUGCCGGCGGCGGCGCUGCCGCGCCGCCCGCGUCGGCGCCCGACCAGGCCCUCUUCCUGCGCCGCGCUGUGGGGGAGCUACUGCCAGACCCGGACGAUCGCACCGCCGGCAAGGCGCUGUCGCAGGCAGAGCCAGAGGCGAGCUACCGGCGGUUCGUGAUCAGCGUGCUGGCCGCGGACUCAUCCGGCGAGCACAGCCGCGAUGCCAGGGCCUGGGGCCGCCAGCUGGCAAAGGCCGCCGGGACAAGCGCCACGGUGCUCUCGAUUCUGCUGCCCGCAGGAGCCCCCACGAGCGGCGGCUCGCCGGCACUGGCCGGCGCGGUGGCUGAGCUGGCGCUGCUGCCCUGGCGCCAGGACCUGGCGGCUGGCCAGGCUCACGAGGUGAUCCUGCAAUUCCCGGGCGGCGCGCCCCGCGCCCCCGACGCCGCCAGCGCCGGCGGCGCCGCAGCCCCGCGCCCGGCCGCGUGGCUGCAGCUGACCCGCGAGCGCGACGGCAUCCCAGUCGGGGACGCCGCCGCCGUGCGGGCGGCCGAGGACGGGCGCGGGCAGCCGUCGCCAUACCCGCUGGCGCCGCCGCCGCCGAUGGUCGCCGCGUGCUACGCUGCGCACCCCGUUUCCUGCGGUAACGGCCUAACCCUCGGCGGGGGCGCUGACGUGGCGACGACAGGCGACGCUCUCGAGGCAUUUGACCUGGGGGUGGACCCUGGCCCCUCCCCCAGCGCCACCCAGCGCGCGGACCCCGCGAGGGCCGUCUGGCUGCCGCCGGGCUCCCUGACGGGCUGCUGCGGCGGCAUCGUGGAGGCGACUGGCGCGCGCAAGGCGCCGGGCCUGCUGACGCGCCCUUCGCAGCCGGGGGAGCUGGGCCUGGGUAAGCAGGACCGCAGCGGCGCGGUGCUGGGCCCCGCUGACCCCAAAAACCUGGAACCCAGCAUGACCCCUGACCAGUACACGGGCCAGCCGCGCCGCGACGCGGCCAUGAUGGUGCACUGCUUCGCGCCAUUCAACGCGGAGACGCCCCACACGGUCCUCUCCAAGGAGUUCCUGACGCCGCCCGGCCUGUUUUACGUGAGGAACCACCUGCCUGUGCCCUGCUGCGACAACCCUGAAGAGCUGACGGUGUCGGGGGCCAGCCUGGGUGGGAGGGCGCUGGAGCUCUCACUCGAUGAUUUGAAGACCGGCCGCUACGGCCCCACGAUGCACAUGCAGGCCUCGCUGCAGUGCGCCGGAAACCGCCGGAACGAGAUGGCGGCGGUGAAGCUGGUGGAGGGGCGCGCCCCCUGGAACCACGGCGCCAUAGGCAACGCGCUGUGGGGCGGUGUCGCGCUCCGGGAUGUGCUGGCUGCAGCCGGCCUGGAUCUGUCGUCCGCCGCCGCCGCCCUGGCGCAGGGCGCUGAGGGGCGCGAGGUGGUGCGCCACGUCGUUCUCAAGGGCCUGGACUGGCACCGCGAGACCCAAAUGCACUACAGCAUCUCCAUCCCCAUCCACAAG